CAGCCAGUCUCCAAUGACACGGACUUCUACAGCUCCACCCAAACUCCCUACCUCACAGCCUGCACCCUUCUAGAGAAAGCGCGCGUGCUUGGAAACCAGUCCUCUCGUUACCACGCUGCCCAGUUCCUGCACGCUUGGCGAGAACGUGGCUCACCCUUUAGAGGUGGCGGCGAGCUCGCUAGCAGCCAGAGCAGGACGGGUGCAGAAGCUAAGCGCUUGCAGCUGCUAAGUGUGCGCAACGAUGCUGACAGGGAUUUCUGCUUUGCCUGGAACAUGUGCACACGUUACAAAGCAGAGUUAGCAGCUGUCCAUAUUGAGUCUCAAUGGGCGUCGGCUCUCCUAGGCCAAGCAUACUCCAACAAGAUAGCGCAGAUCCGGCAUGACGACUUUGUAUCUACCAACAACAGGACGCGAAAUUAA
This is a messenger RNA of Didymella exigua CBS 183.55, 420 nucleotides long. RefSeq lists its product as uncharacterized. The annotation marks the transcript as partial. NCBI's taxonomy places the organism in Eukaryota, Fungi, Ascomycota, Dothideomycetes, Pleosporales, Didymellaceae. The transcript has a single exon. The record is from RefSeq and is a predicted model, not a curated record.